Molecule: messenger RNA, 7172 nt
Organism: Ictalurus punctatus (channel catfish)
Lineage: Eukaryota; Metazoa; Chordata; Actinopteri; Siluriformes; Ictaluridae
Exons: 11
Coding region: 4694-5857 (387 amino acids)
Source: RefSeq, a predicted model, not a curated record
AUUAGACAAUCGUUUGCUCAGCUGUUCCAUGGCCAGAUGGUCAGGUGUAGAAUUUACAUUUGGAAUAUGUUGCUAUUAACGCUCAAUAUGAAGUCCAAAGAGCUGGUACUGGCAGUGAAGCAGCCAUGAUUAGGCUGAAAAAUCAAGACAAACCCAUCAGAGAUGGCAAAAAUGUUAGAUGUGGCCAAAUCAACCACUUGGUACAUUCUUAAAAAGCAAGAACACAUUGCGAGUUCAACACCCUCCAUUGAGUAGGCAUAUCUGUGUCAAAGUCAACAAUCAAUAGAAAACUUCACCAGAGUAAAUAGAUCUUUGAAAAGAUCGGUUUAAGAUCUUAAAAAAAAAAAAUUCGGUACAGGUUUGGAACAAUAUCCUAUGGCCAGAUGAGAAAGGUCAGCUUGUACCAGAAUGAUGGAUAAAUAGUAUGAAACUGGUUACCUUGUAUUUAUUGAGGUGUCUGCUGACUAAAGCCAUAGGAUGAAUUCUGACAUGCAUACGGCUAUAGAAAAGGUGCUGUAAUUCCUAUCCUGUUCACCUCAAAUUAAAGCUAAAAGUCUGCACUACUCAUUGUUUAAUCUCGACGGCUAAAAUAAAUAUACAGGUGCAUCUCAAAAAAUUUGAAUAUUGUGGAAAAGUUCGUUUUUUUCCCCUAAUUUAAUUCAAAAAGUGGAACUUACACAAAGUGCAAAAUAUACAUUUAGUCACUAAUGUCCAAAUAAUGGCACUAUAUACAUUUCAGGCAACCCUUUUGAAAAAUGUAUUCUUUAGCCCCGAUAAUGACCUUGGAACACCCGUGUACUCAUCCUGUAUAUGAACCCGGAAAAAACUUCUUGCAAACAACUGUUUCAAAAAGUCAACAAUCUUCUUAAUGUUCUUACUUCAUUAUUUCGGUAUUGGUCGACCCUGUUUGGGACACAGCCAGUGUUUUGGUGCUUAUAAGCAGGGGCAGACUCCUGGGCUUGAACCACUGAUUCAGCACAAAAUAGACAAUAGCGGCACGCAAAAGAAAAUUUUGAAGACAUAAAACUGUCAAAUAAAUUGUUUUUACAGGGUGCUUAUUGUUGUACAAGUAAUUUCGGAGACAUUUUACGGGCAGCAGUUGAUUUUGUAUUUCAUAGCUCAUAUGACCCUACACCAGUGGGCACUUUUGGGAUGGUAAUGGAGUCAGUAAUGGACAGUCAAAAAAAAUGCAUGCUAUAGACAACUAUGUACGAUUGAUCACAUCUGCAGUACCCUGCAGGAUAUCUGACUUACUGCAGUAUUAGAUACAUACAUACAGUAUGGAUACAGUACAGUGGGCUUUAUGACUUUAUGACAAAUGCAAGAUCACAAAAGUCUGAAUACAGUAAUAAAAUCAUACAGGGAAAAAAAAAAAUCUAGAAACAGAUUUUAAGACUGGCGAAUGUAGUGGUUAGCCUGCCUAGUGGGUCAUAGGACAAGUGCUAUAUUACAUAUUUACAGUAUUCAAAUCAUAUUGUGCUAAUAAUAAUUUAAUAAAAUAAAAAUAAUUAAUCAAGAACAUUUACUGAACAUUUUAUUGCAGUCUACCAGUUUGGCCAGCUUGGUCUGUGUUUUGUCAGCUUGUGAAACCGAACUGGAUUUUUCAGCAGUGCAGUAAUCCAGUAAAAAUCCAGAAAUUGAGAUUUUAACACAUGGAAAAUUGUAGUAGUUACCUAGUGGAGUCUGUGACUUACUGCAAGUGCAAUAUUGCAGAUACAUUUUACAGUAGUAAAUAUUUUUGUUUGUUUUUACAACAACAACAAAAAAAAUAAAUCAGUAAAAAUCCAGAAAUGGAGAUUUUUAAACAUUGAAGGUUGUAGUAGUGCAAUAUUACAUAAAGGAUUUAUAGCACAGAAUAGUAAUAAAUUGUUUAAUUAUCAAUUAAAUAUUGCACUUAUCACACACACUAGAUAACUACUACGAUCUUCAACAUCUUAAAACUUGUUUAAACAAUUUCUGUUGUUGUUUCUUUUAAUAUUCAUUAUUACUCUACUCAUCUUUUAAGACUAGCACUUGAAUAUACAUUGUACAUCCCUUUAUGUAACUACUGCAAUCUUCACUAUUGAAGGCAUGGAUAUUUUACUGUUUGUCUAGGGUUUUUUUUCCAUAUAUUAUUACUGUACUCAUAUUGUGACACUUUUAUAUAACACGUUAAUGAGUAAAUAAUCUCACAGUUUUGUGUCGGUACUCUAAACCUACAAUAAGUCAGAUAUGCUGCAGGGUACAGUAAACUUCUACAGACUCUUACAUAAACAACUAGGUCAUGCACUUUUGAAACGGUCCCUUACUGACGCCGUUCAUAUAAAGCGGUGGUGAUGUGCAGUUCUCAAAGAUUAGUUUUAGCAAGUAUUAACGGGACAGCUUUUUAAAUGAUAUUCAAUUAGUUUUGUGUUCACUCCAGAGUGAGAAUAUACAUGUUUUUAAUCAUUGUAUGUUCAUUUCUUGAGAAAUUAUAGACUCGAACGUGCGACAGCCAAGUCUUUAGAUCAGUUUGAAAAUUUCUGAAAAAUUAAACCUUACUGCAGUAAAAGAGACACUAUAAAUUAAAUCAAACCUCUACAGAGCCCACACAACACACUAUUUCACAUCAAGUGCAAACAAACAGCAGCGUGACCCAUCAAACACAAGCCAUACAAUAAAAUACAAAAAAAAAAAAAAAACAACAACAAAGCCAUAAAAUACAAAAGCGGGUCCUUACCUUUUAGAAGUUACAUCGUCAAAUCAUUGAAAAAUCCUUCAAUUCAGGAAAAAAAAAUUACAUUAUAAUAUGUUGCGGUACUUUAUCAUUAUUUUCUGUUUUUCACCAUUAACUCAAUUAGCACCCACCAGCUGAUUUCACAGCCCACGUGACUGCCCAUGCGUGCAAAACUUAAACCAAUAAACACAAGGCAAAUAUGAUUGACGUACAAUUAAGCAAAUCAAAGCACACAUUUCAACCAGGUCAUUAACUUGGACAAACCCCAAACAAUGUUGAAAAUCUAAAAAAAAUUUGUAAACUUAUUUUAUUUAUUUAUUUAUUUAUUUAUUUAUUUAGAGCCCUGCCCACUUCCACCCGGGAUCCUACAGCCGCUUGUACAUAUAAGCAAUUCAUUUUUUAUUUUAUUUUUUUAAUGAUAAAUGUAUCUUCAUUAAUGCUUUUAAUGAUAAAUGUAGAACUUUUAAUACCGCGGUACAACUGAACGUAAUAUUUAAAUAAUUUAAUGAAAAAAAAUAAAUAUAUAUUUAAACAAAUAAACCAUUGCGUUUCCGAGUUUCACCACGUGACUGGAAAGUAACCAAUAACAGCUUGGAACGCGCUGCCAUGGAAACUGUGUUGCAAACUAGCAGGUGUUGCUGGUUAAACUGGACGCACAGUUUACAGUACCAGGCGAGUAAACAAGCUGUAUUUUAUUUACAUUAUAAAAACAGACAGUUAUUCCAACUUCAGGAUAGACAAGACUACAAAGUUAUUUACUGAAGUUUUCUUACGUCAUGGAGUAUUGCAGACUUUUUUUUUUAAAUUCUCAUUUGCUUCAUUAACAACUUUUAACUGUAAAUGAAAAACAUAAUAUAUACAUAUUUUUCAUAAUGCAUGUAUAAUAUAUGCGUAAAAAUAAAUAAAGUUGUCAUUAAUAUUUUCACACUGCAUAGAUGGGUGUUUUGGGUGACUGAGUUGGGUAUUAUUUGCAGUUAAACAUGAAUAAAUUCAUGGCUGAUGUAGUAUAAUACUCAAAAAGAGAACAUUCUCCCAGAUUGGAGUGACCGAUAUUGUAACGCUCAAUGACUACGUUUACAUGCACGUCAAUAUUCCGAUAUUAAUCGGAAAUCGGCAGUAAUUGUAUUACUAAUUAGUAUUAUAUUCUGAUCCCCACCCCUGGAAUAUACCUGUUUUAAUCCGAAAUGUGUCGAACCUUAUUCAGAAAAUCCACUGAAAGGAGAUAUGCGCAUGCUCAGUCCGCAAGGAAUUGUGGGUACUAACAGGUAUUUACUCGGACAUACUUACGGCCAUGUAUACAGGAAUAUUCCAAUGCAUUUGCGCAUAUAAACAUCGUAUUCGGAAUAUGGCUGCAACCCGAAUAUAGACCUUGAAAUACAUCAUUCAUUCGUAUUCAGGAAACACUUUAUACUGGUCAGGGUCACGGUGGAUCCUCCUGGGAACACUGGGCGUGAGGUGGGGACACACCCAGGACGGGAUGCCAGUCCAUCACAGGACACCACACACAUACUCAAAUCACACCUAUGCGCAACUGAGCAUAGGAUGGUAGAAGAAAACCACGCAGACACAAGGAGAACAUCCGAAAGUCCGCAAACACGGUAACCCAAGUUCAGGCUCGACCCACCUCUACAGUCACAGCUGGGAGCAGUCCUAUGGCCAGAACCAGAAAAAGGACUAGCAGAUGGUCAACAUACCACGUGCAUGGCAAAGGUUUUAAUCUACAGCUAUAAACCUACAAGGUGGAUCAAGAAGCUUUAGCCAUGUCUGUAUCAGGCAGCCAAACUCCGAGGCACUCAGACAUGCAGCGUGAGUUGAAGGAACUUCUUCAUAGUAUGGAAAAAGCGCACAAAGCUGACAUCCAGACAUACAUCUCCGGUCAUCUGGGUCCGAACAUCCUCACUCAUAAUCCCCUCUACUGCAGGCCAUGUAAGCCUAUUUGGAACAAGCCCAAGCCCAAGCCAAGACACGGGCCCCUCUCACGUCCAGGAAAGGAGCAAAAUGGAAGCUAAAGUGGAAGAAGCUAAAGUGGAAGAAGCUAAAGUGGAAGAAGCUAAAGUGGAAGAAGCUAAAGUGGAAGAAGCGACUGACGCCCUGCACAGUUUCAGCAUAAAGACCAGGCUACAGCAGCUGAGGAUCGAGGAAAGGCCAGAAAGCACCAGUGGGGAAUUGCUGAGCAUAGAUCUGAGGGGAGUUCUGGACAUGACACAGCUAGCUAAGCUGAGAAAAGCAAAGCAGGAAAGAUGUGCAGUGUCUAGCAUGGUGGAACAGGACAGCUGCUUGUUCUCACUCUCACACGAAGAUGGGCUCACCUGGAGCGAUCGACUGCGCCGGAGGCAGCGCUUUGACACUCAGGUUUUGGGGACAAAAGACCUGACCACCAGGAAGUGUUUGAGUGGUAGAGAAGCAGCAAAGCAGCAUGAGCACAGGCUUCAGCAGGCACUGAGGAAACUUCCUGCCGGCGGAGGUCCCUGCAGAGAGCGCCUCGCGAUAUUUAGUGAGGUCUUUGAUGACGUGUGUGACGGCUCACCUGUAUUCGGCAGCGUCCUCCGAGAAAUCAAGACAGAGUAUGAUUUGUACAUGAAGUCACUCCUUUUCUCCCAGUCACCUCUCCAGGAUAAGUCUGCAUGUACCCCCUUCGGAGCCUCCACAGAAGCAAGAAAGCUAAAGGACGCAGCAAGGCAAGUGCUAUUACUGGAACAGGAAGCCAGGAGUUCUCUAGAGGAAAAUGACAGCAUCAGAAGAGAGUAUGAAGAUGCUCAAGCCAAAGCCCUGGUAGACCAGAAGGAAGAUGGCAGGGGAUCAGAAAGCUGUGAUACUGGUCAGCGUGAUGAGGUUGCCUUCUCAGAAGUGAAACAGUGUGAACUCUCCUCCAUCGCUCAGGUGGAGGCUAAGAGACAGCAAGUGUGGAAAGUGUGGAACGAGGUGCAGAGUCUUCAAAAAGACAUCAGAGAGACGAUGGUGUCCACUGUUACCACCAGCGCUCUUGAGAACUGCAUCAGAGACUCAGAAGAAGAAAUCUUGAACUUGGCCGCUUCGAACGUGCUUCUCCUGAAAACUAAUAAGGAUCUCGAACAAAACGUUUCGACGUUCCUGAAAGUCAGCGAGGAGACAAAGACGCGGGCUUGGGAGAAGAUACGGACCACGCUGAACGGACAUGAUUAGGACACUCCGGUCAUAAAAUUGGCCGCUUUGUGACACUGAUUUCUGUUUAAACCUCCAUGAGGGGUGAAACUGUUUUUAUAGCUCUUUAGUGACGGUCAAGGGCGGUAAGUUAAAUAAAGAGGCAACCGUCUUGCUUUGCUCUCCACAGUCUCGCUCUCACAGCACAGGAAGUGGUUUAUUACUCUGAUGUCUGCUGUUUUUCUGAGAAACGAUCGUCUUCGUCUGUAGCUGCUUUUUGUCUUUAAUUUAUUUAUUCAUUUUUCAUAUAAUUGAUUUACAUAUGAUUCAUUUACAUGUGAUUCAUAUUCAUGUGAUUCAUUUACAUGUGAUUCAUUUACUAAUUUGCUUCUCUUUAAAUCCAGUUUUAGACUGUGAUAUUCCAAAGGUCUUUCCAGAUUAUUACUUGCUACACUGUAUGAGAUCGUAGCUGCUUUUUAACUUUCCUGCUAUAUAGUAUACACACUAACUCGAAGCCUAAUUCGAUUAAAAUAUUUGGCGCAUUUAGAGGAGUCGAUCCUUCAUACAGAGUAUUUUCUCCUCAGAAAAGUAUGACCUGUCGUUACAUUGGAAUAUAUUUUUGUAACGUGCUUCUAAUUUUUUUUUUUUUUAGUUCAUAACACCUUAUCAAGUCUUCAUUCUGAAAAUAUGGUCCCAUUUUGAAACAUGUUUUUAUAUUGUAUUUAGAAUUCUAUCCAUGAUGGUAAUGAAUUUAGAAUUUAAGGACAGAGGACUUUUGGACUAAUGAGAGAGUGUGUUACAGCUGUUGUCAGUAGAAUAUAAAGUCUAUAGGUUAUCAGUCAGACACAAGGAUAGAGUAAGGCAAUUGAUAAUAUCUCUCUUCUUACACCAUGUACUUUUGGGAUCGGCUGUAUAACGGGCACGGUGACGAAGUACUCUAUGACUAGGCGCUGAGGACAUGCCUUCACGAGGAACAUUUACUGCAGCCAGCCAUUCCAAACAGGUUGCCCUUUGACCAUUUGCUGGCUCGCAGUGAUUGUGUGUUUAUGUUGUUCAUCUGUUUGACCACUAGAUGUACCCCAAGCCUUGCCAAUGUUUUCCUAGCCCAAUGACUUCAUGGUGCAUUCUGUAAUGUAGUAAAACCUUUCACACUUUCAGUUUAGAUGGUUUUGGUAUUAAGUAUUGUUCACCUUUGUUAAAAAAAAAUACAAAUAAAGCUGUCUCUCUCUCUCUCCCCCCCAAAGAUGUUGAGUCUCCAGUGCAUGAUUGUGCUUUAUCCAAAGUGAGAGAGAGAUUGACAGGAUUAGGCUCUUCAAGCUAAAGAUCAAACAAAGUGGCUUUUAUUUUAAAAGAAGAA